GCCGCCCCGCACUCACCUCACGCAGCGUCUCGGCGGCGGCGGUUACCGGGCGGCGCGGGAUGGCGGCGCGCGAGCAGCGGAGCCUCGACUACCUGCGGCGGUGGCGGCUGCCCGAGCUGCUGCAGCGCCUGGCCGCGCUGCUGCUCUACCACCGUCCCGGCAGGCCGCGCCAGUUCCUGCUGCAGGCGCUGGAGGGGCUGAAGGCUGGGCGGCGAGGCGCGGGCCCCUACCCCGACCUCAUGGACGACACCAACCUGGAGGCCAUGUUCGGCUUGCUGGAUGUGGUGGGGCAAGGCCACAUAGCGCCGGCGGCGUACGGCCAAGCUCUUAAAACUUUGGGACUGAGCACUGAAGAUCCACCACUUGGAGAUGACACAAGAAUCACGCUGGCCGUAUUCAAGGAAGAAGUGAAGAAGAAGAUGCAGAAGAGCUGGGCUGUGUAUUAGUUUCAGAAGUUGUUACAGAUAUUAAAAGCAAGCAUCUGACUCAAUGCUUCUGGUUUGUCAGCUGUGGAUGUAAUUUUAAGUACCAUUCAUUCUCUUUUCCCCCAUCAUUUCUCUCGUGUGAGCAGCUGACUGAAAACAGCAGGCACUGGAGGGGUAGCUUUGUAUUACCAAAAGCAGUUGUUAAAUUAGAUGGUUAAACACCAAAAAGUAGAGGUCUCUUUUACAUAACAAAAAACAGUGUUUUGGAAGUUUCCUCCUACAGUCUGUAACUAACAGUAAGAGGUUGUUAGUUGUUGGUUUAUUACCAUCAAAUAAAAUUAGGAGUUGAGCUA
Molecule: messenger RNA, 778 nt
Organism: Pogoniulus pusillus (Red-fronted tinkerbird)
Lineage: Eukaryota; Metazoa; Chordata; Aves; Piciformes; Lybiidae
Gene: EFCAB10
Product: EF-hand calcium binding domain 10
Exons: 4
Coding region: 60-446 (128 amino acids)
Source: RefSeq, a predicted model, not a curated record